This is a messenger RNA of Magnolia sinica, 1706 nucleotides long. Its product is annotated as chloride channel protein CLC-f-like. The transcript is spliced from 3 exons. The record is from RefSeq and is a predicted model, not a curated record. Lineage: Eukaryota; Viridiplantae; Streptophyta; Magnoliopsida; Magnoliales; Magnoliaceae. Bases 429 to 1088 code for a protein of 219 amino acids. Gene Ontology annotation, biological process: transmembrane transport; chloride transport. Gene Ontology annotation, cellular component: Golgi apparatus; chloroplast; membrane. Gene Ontology annotation, molecular function: voltage-gated chloride channel activity.
CAUCUUAUCUUGCGUAUGAUGAUUAUGGCAUUGUUAGUUCCUGUAACUAUGCCUAUCAAAUUCUAUUUUAAUCUUCUGUUUUUCAGCCAAAAAGAUACAGUUUUUAGGAUCAUACUAAUGGCACUGUAGUUCCUGUAAUUGUCUCUAAAAUUCUAUUUUGAUAUUCUGUUUUAAAGCCGAACGGAUACCAUUUUCAGAAUCACACCCUGUUUCUCUCAACAGAUCUAGUUCCUAUAAAAUACACAAUUUGUUUUAUCUUUGCAUGGUCUGGUCAUAAUCACUCAAGAACCAUACAUCUACAUUUGAAUUUUAAGGAGUACACUGCUUGGCCCGAAUUACCGUUGUUUUCAUUAUACCAGCAUUCCAUACAGGCUGGUCCAUUUCUCACUUAUAUACCAAUACAAUAAAUAAGUCUGGUUGCUUGAACCAUGGAUGAAUGUUGCACAAAGAUUACCACAUUGAGCAGUUCUAAUCAUUCAAUGGUCAGCUUGCAAGCUUUAGGUGGUCUAGGAGGUGGUAUAAUAGCUCUGAAGUACCCAGGGAUACUGUAUUGGGACUUUACAAAUGUGGAUGAAAUCCUACGCAUGGGGAAGAGUGCUUCAGCACCUGGAAUUUGGCUAAUGACUCAAUUGGCGGGGGCCAAAGUUGUGGCGACUGCUCUUUGCAGGGGAUCUGGGCUUGUGGGUGGUCUUUAUGCCCCAAGCUUGAUGAUUGGUGCUGCUCUUGGUGCCGUGUUUGGGGGUUCGGCUGCAGAAAUCAUCAAUUCAGCCAUCCCAGGAAAUGUUGCUGUUGCCCAGCCACAGGCCUACGCUCAGGUUGGGAUAGCUGCUACGUUAGCUUCAGUUUGUUCAGUUCCCUUGACAUCAGUGCUACUUCUGUUUGAGCUGACAAAGGAUUACAGAAUUUUGCUUGCACUCAUGGAGGACAGGUUUUUCAAUGAUCUGCCUACCACAUUACAUAAGAGUAAUGCAGGACUGCCCAUUUUUGGAGGUUUGUGUCCUUAUCUCACAUAUGAUGCUCUUGUGCAUCUUUGGAGGGACAUGUCUAAUUUUGUUUCGGAUCUGUCACACAAGAAAUGGUUACUAUAAGUGUGGAUGGUUCUGUACUUGAUCUCAUAUCCAAAAUUAUGUUGUAUCUUUGCUUGAAUCACCUGGGAAGUUUUUGAAGGAAAAGAAAAGGGAUAGAGAUGUAGAAGGUAUAUAUAUCAUAUCACCAAUAUAUCCCUUCUUCUCUUUAGUUAUGUAUAUAUUAUAUCACCAAUAUCACCCAUCAUCUCUAUAGUUCUGUAGUCUGUAUACAUUGCAGCACUUUAUCAAGUUUUUUGAUGUCAUGAGAAUAGCCUUAUCAGCCAUGAAACUAUGAAUACCCAGUAUCCAUAUGAGAAAGCAUUCUGAAUUUCAGGACUUGAUGAAAGUUUGUAAUUUUGCCAGGCAUUUUAAUGUGAAGUAUUGCUUUCUUACUUGCAGCCCCUUACUCUAACACCUUACUCAUGUGAACAUGUCUCAUGUUUGGGAAAUCCUGCUCAUUAGGAGGGCCUCACUGCCUCUCUAUGGAUGUAAUUAACCAUUUCCAUUAUAUAAAAAAAAAAGGUAGGUCGAAUGAUCCCAAUCCAACUGGUAGGGUUGUCCAAUGGGAUGUGAAUUUUGGGAUAUGGCCCAUCCAUGGUAGGACCUACUUGAAGGUUGGUACAGAUCUCAUUUACAUUU